AACCAGGGCGGAAGGGGACCAGGGCCAGGGCUGUGUUUGGAGCCUCGGCUGGGCUGGGGUGCCAAUGUGGUCCCCGGAGCGGGAGGCCGAGACCCCGGCCGGGGGAGACCCGGCGGGCCUACUGCCCCCCGAGUGGGAGGAGGAUGAGGAGCGCAUGUCCUUCCUGUUCUCCGCUUUCAAAAGGAGUCGCGAAGUGAACAGCACCGACUGGGACAGCAAGAUGGGCUUCUGGGCGCCGUUGGUGCUGAGCCACAGCCGCCGCCAGGGGGUGGUGCGCCUGCGUCUGCGGGACUUGCAGGAGGCCUUUCAGCGUAAGGGCAGCGUCCCGCUGGGGCUGGCCACCGUGCUGCAGGACCUGCUGCGUCGAGGGGAGCUGCAGCGGGAGUCAGACUUCAUGGCCAGUGUAGACAGCAGCUGGAUCUCCUGGGGAGUCGGGGUCUUCCUGCUGAAGCCCCUCAAGUGGACUCUUUCCAAUAUGCUCGGGGAUAAUAAGGUUCCUGCCGAGGAGGUGCUCGUGGCCUUGGAGCUUCUUAAGACCAAGCCCAACCUCAGUUCCCUUGCAGAGCCCUGGAGGCUUCCACACUGCCGGAUGCAGGAGAAGGCUGAGGAGGUGUAUCGUCUGUAUCAGAACUCCCCUCUCUUCUCCCACCCCGUGGUGGCCCUGUCGGAGCUGAGCACACUCUGUGCGGGCUCCUGUCUGGAUGAGAGGACCUUCUGCUUGGUGUUGCUGCAGCUGCAGAAAGAGAAGCGAGUCACUGUCCUCGAGCAGAAUGGGGAGAAGAUUGUGAAGUUUGCCCGGGGCCCACAUGCCAAGGUCUCUCCUGUCAACGACGUAGAUGUCGGGGUUUACCAGCUGAUGCAGAGCGAACAGCUGCUGUCGUGCAAGGUGGAGUCCUUAUCCCAGGAAGCAGAGAGGUAUAAAGAAGAAGCCCGCCGGGCAUGCCGAGCAGGAAAGAAGCAGCUGGCCCUGAGGUCUCUCAAGGCCAAGCAGCGGACGGAGAAGCGCAUCGAAGCCCUGCAUGCCAAGCUGGACACUGUUCAAGGCAUCCUGGACCGGAUCUAUGCCUCGCAGACAGAUCAGAUGGUUUUCAAUGCGUAUCAGGCCGGGGUAGGAGCACUGAAACUCUCCAUGAAGGAUGUGACAGUGGAGAAGGCAGAGAGCCUUGUGGAUCAGAUCCAAGAGCUGUGUGACACCCAGGACGAAGUUUCUCAGACUCUGGCUGGUGGGGUAACCAAUGGCUUAGACUUUGACAGUGAGGAACUGGAGAAGGAAUUGGACAUCCUCCUUCAGGACACCACCAAAGAACCCUCAGAUCUGCCCGACAACCCCCAGGAGACGUUUCAUACCAACAGUGUGCCUAACCCUAGGAUCUCGGACGCUGAACUUGAAGCUGAACUUGAGAAACUGUCCUUAUCAGAGGGAGGUUUGGUCCCAAGCAGUAAAUCUCCAAAAAGACAAUUGGAACCGACUCUAUAAAGCCAUUGUAGGACCCUCAAGUGAAGGACCCUCGUGUCUAAGAGAGACCAGGCUUGCGUGUGUGUACAUAGUUAUUUAAACGAGAAACUCUCGGAAUGUGUUGGAAAGAGGAGGAAGGACAACCACUCUGAUGUAUCUGGAUGCUACCGCUUACUACGGGACAGAUAGAAUUUCUGGAAGCGUGCUCCUGAGGCGUGCUGCCAGCUGGGCUCAUGGCCCUGCCUUCUCAUCUUUAUAGUGCCACAGUUUAUACAGUUCUGUGUUUGCCCCGUCGUCUCUCAUAGCCUGCAGCUCCUGCCACGGGCUCAGUUAGGUUUGUCUUCCCCCACCAGCUUUGUUCCAGCCAGCGAAGGCGAAAGAUUCGGGCAGCUUUGCCAAAUCAAAAUCUGUCCUCGUCCCCCACCCUCGCUGUGUUUAGAGGAGUUUAUUCGGUCAGUAGGUCCGUUACACACCUCUUCCCAGCCCCACUGUGUUUCCAUUGGUAGCGAGAAGAAGGAGAAUCCAACAGCUGCCACGUUAUGGAGAAACACACGGUGUGAAAGGUUCUCCCCUGGGGUUCAGAUUCUCCAGGUGUUCAGAAAGAGAGGUAACCCCUGAGUGGCUCAGAGUCGUGACAGUUGGAGAGGGGGCUUGUGGGGUUGGUGGCCACUGCCGCCUCUUCCAUCUCAUGCAAAAGAAGAUCUGCUGACUGGAGAAAUGGUUACCCUUGGUCUUUUGAACUUGACGAGGAGAAGCCCAGGUGACUGCAGGGCCCCGGGUGUCCAAACCCCAUAUGCUUUCUUAAAAAGGCAUCAUCUUUGCCUUGCCCCCGUGGUGAAUAAAUUAAAUAUCACUUAAAUACAUAAAUCAGAAGAA
Messenger RNA from Physeter macrocephalus (sperm whale), 2332 nucleotides. It is a transcript of the gene CHMP7, whose product is annotated as charged multivesicular body protein 7. Bases 65 to 1477 code for a protein of 470 amino acids. The transcript has 11 exons. The record is from RefSeq and is a predicted model, not a curated record. Gene Ontology annotation, cellular component: multivesicular body; ESCRT III complex. Gene Ontology annotation, biological process: vesicle budding from membrane; late endosome to vacuole transport via multivesicular body sorting pathway. NCBI's taxonomy places the organism in Eukaryota, Metazoa, Chordata, Mammalia, Artiodactyla, Physeteridae.